CAGACCGUGAUGAAAUCCUUCGGCAGCACCAACAACUCAGCGUUCGCCGUUUCGCCAUGUUGCCGGCUCGAGUGGGGCCGAGAGACAACUGGAGACAUACGGGAAAUCCAUACUACCCUGUUCACGGCUCCCAGCAAGUUGCACACGCCGGCUCUCCAAAUGGACUUGCCCUUCAAGGCAACGAGCUGGCCAAGCAGUCAAUGCGGCCGCCGCCCAGCUGGAAGGAGCAGGCCUAUAUGCCAGGACCUGGCCUGCUUGAUCUCGGUGCUCAGGAAGAUGAUGAGGUCACAAGGAAGCUUCAGGAGGCUGUCAAGGCGGCCGCUGUUCAAUAUGGCCGGCAAGCCGUGCACAAAGGGGCACAGUUGGCAAAGAAGGCAGCCAUCCACAUCUAUCUUCACGCUGAGUCGAGCGCGUGGACCGUGAAGGGGGUGGCUUUCGUGGUUUCUUUGGUACUUUUUGUGGUGUCCAUGCUUUCCUUAUUCAACGUCUUUCAUGCACUUUCGCAUCCUUUGUACUACUUGCUGAAUUCCUACAACCUGGCGUUUGCAUGCGUGAUUGUGAUAAUGGAGGGCCCAACAGAGAUGGACUGCCAGUGCGGAGCGUGGGACAAGCUUCAACGAGUUCUUUUCAGCUGGGCCGCAUUCUUGGCGUCCCGUACAGGCCGUGCUCUUUUCUACUUCUUCGUCGGUACACUGAACAUGUUCAUGAUGCCUCAUGAUUGGCUUUGGACCCUGAUCUAUUUCUCUUUGGGCUCUGCUUUGGCCUUUGUUGGUCUGCUAUCCCUGCUAGACAGAUAUGGGUGCACCACAAUUUGCUGCCCGGGAAUGCGCGGUCAUGUUCGUGGCAAGCUGCGUGAGACUGAUCAUUAUGGAGAUGCAAUAGCAAACAGAGGUAGUCCUCAAGGAUCCGAUAAUUCUUCACCCCAGGGCUAUGCGGCCAGAAACCCGCCGAGAAUCCAGGAAAUGGAACAGCUCCUUGAUGCAGAGAUGGGGCACAACCCGUAGCCCUGCAGGCACUUAAUGAGGCUCACAGGCUGCCUUUUUGCUCUGGCUUGACUUGUUUAAUGCUAUUUGCCUCCAUGAUGCGGGCCUCUCUCAAGGUAUCCUCACAGAUAACUUGUUUAGACCGUGGAUGAGGAUGCACCACCCCAGUUGAACUGAACUUGGACUACUGAAAGCCAGACGAGACAGGACAAAUUGUUUGAGGCAAGGUGCUAUUGAUUUAAAUACUCUUGGAUAGCGUGUUGUUCUAGUAUAAGAUGAUUUACUUGCACAGUAUCACCAUGCUUUGUCAAAGAAGUGCUGUGUGAACUGGGGGCUGGCACC
Molecule: messenger RNA, 1325 nt
Organism: Durusdinium trenchii
Lineage: Eukaryota; Dinophyceae; Suessiales; Symbiodiniaceae
Source: the annotation of a GenBank genome assembly